Gymnodraco acuticeps is the source of this 10989-nucleotide messenger RNA. It is a transcript of the gene pou2f1b, whose product is annotated as POU class 2 homeobox 1b. Gene Ontology annotation, cellular component: nucleus. The record is from RefSeq and is a predicted model, not a curated record. Gene Ontology annotation, biological process: regulation of transcription by RNA polymerase II. The transcript is spliced from 16 exons. NCBI's taxonomy places the organism in Eukaryota, Metazoa, Chordata, Actinopteri, Perciformes, Bathydraconidae. Gene Ontology annotation, molecular function: DNA-binding transcription factor activity, RNA polymerase II-specific; RNA polymerase II cis-regulatory region sequence-specific DNA binding. The coding region runs from base 3056 to 5206 and encodes 716 amino acids.
GUGGUUGAAUAUCCCUACCACCACCCUCCAGAAACUUCCAUUUAAUUACGUUAGAUUGCAUUUUCCACAAAGUCUAUAGACAGUUGGUUAAUGACCACCCAAGAGAUACCGCAGGAGCUUACAGUGGUGUUAGCCGCAUUACCCCUCAUCAAAUUACACUGCACUGUAUUCUGUUCACUUGUGGCCUUAGUCCAGUGUUGCUGCUGUACUAGGCACACAACAUUUGUUUAUUACUAUGUUCAAUAUUCAUGUUACUCCAGCUUACACCAUGAAUAUUUAGGCCGUUUGGUUUUCAGGUCCCUUAAAUUGAAGGAUUAUCUGUCGUGAUCAUACAUGCCGAUCGUUUCAAUUUCUGCUUAGUGUGCCAAGUGGUCUUUAUGUAUUCUGAGUUUAAGACGAGGAAUGUAGGUGCUAGGGCUGAAUGUGGAUGUGCUAAUUAAGUUUUGCUCUGUCUCAUGUUGAAUCUCCGCGCUCACAUGAACUGCCCUGCAGUAUUCAGCCAGCCUUCCCAUAUUACAGCGCUAAUGAGGAAGCUAUUUAAAAUUCUCUUCGCAGGAUAUUUGUGUAAUGCAUUGUUCCACAGCAGGGUUUUGCAAACCGUUCAACCAAGUAGUCGUACAUGUGUUGAAGUGCACUGCUGAUGACUGCCUCUGCAUUCACAUCGCUUUUGUUUAUUCAUUUGUUGGCAUGAUAUGAUUGUUGGAGAGAUGCUUUAAAGUCUAGCUGGGUUUUCACCAAACACUGGGAUGUUUGAAGAGAACAGCAGGAGAGAGUUGUGUAAUAUAGUGUAGUGUCCAUUUGUUGUUAAGGGCUGUGAGUUCCAAACAUGGGUUCUUUUGAAGGAGAAGGUUCUAAAUGUGAGGAUUAAACAAGUUUACUUUGAAGUAUAUCUAAGGAAAGUGAAUAUAGUUUGGUUUUGGACCUUAGGUCCGACAAAACAAGGCUUCAUCUCGGGUUAAGGUUACCUUUUCCUAAGUGAUCGAAAAGAAAAUGACUAGGAGAAUAAUGAAUAUUUUUAAAUAUUUGUUGUUGCAGCCCUAAUCAAUAACUAUGUUUUUGAGGUUAAAGGAGGAUGGACAGAGGGAUAUAGACACAUACAUUGGGAACAAUACCCACAUUUAUGUAAUUAUUUGUAGAUCUGUAAAAGUUAGUGGAGAAAUGAUAGACAGAAAAGUCAUCAGUAACUAGUGUACUUUACUUUAUAUCAUUAAUUUGGCAAAAAUAUGAAUUGGUUUCCGUUUCUCAAUUGUGAAGAUCGUCUGUGAUGACUCGGUGUAUAUCUUAUGGUUUUCGACUUUUUCUGGUGAAAAACUAGCAUUGUUCCCCUGUCUGUAUACACGCUGGGGCAUGUGUCGCUAUUUUCAGAAAUGUUAUAGACUCAACGACAGGCAGAUUAGUUGCAGCCCUAUUUAGUAAUGUUAGAUAACAUUUGCAACCUGAUGAAGCAUGUUGAUGAAGGAGUACUUCAUACCAAAAUAAGGCACUACUGCUUUAGUGGUAACUCGUCAUAAAAGCAUGCUGAUGUUUACAAAAAGGCUGAAAACAUUGCUGAGUGCCUGAAGCCUCGUCCCUCAUGCUGUCACCCUGCUGAUAAAGGGUCUGUUGGUUUUUCAACGCUACCGUGCCCUCUUGCCAUUGUUCGAUCAGGUCAGCAUUUAAAUGCCUUUCAGCAGGCAGCGGGUUAAGUGAAGAGGUUGAUCAGAGCUUUUUGCAGGAGCAGUUGAUGUGGAUUUAGUUGGUAAGCCCCCUCCCCUGCAAACCCUAAUACAUCCAUGCAUUCCUGUCCAGUCAUUCUGAUUCACUGGACACCUGUGCAGCUCCAUCACAGGUCUACAUCCCCGCCGUUAAAACUCCUAAAGCAUCCUGGAAAUGAAUUCAAAAGCGCUCCAAAGUGAAAUACUAAUGGCAUGCAAAAACUAAUCUAAAUAUGCUAAUCCCCAAACACUUCAUAAACAUGGACAGCAACAGCCCGCCACCCACUCUCUGUAGUCGCUCGCUCAGGAAUGCUUUAGCCACAGGGGGUCUAGCAGUAAUGACAGGCUUGCGGUGGAUUAAUGUGGAGUUAUUUAUUUCCGAUUGAGCGAGUCCUCCUCCCACUCCUUCCCCAGACCCCCCUUUUUUUGCAGUUAGGCCCAUGACUCCUGGAGAUACUCCGAACGAGUCUUAGACGUUCUUUUAAUGCGGUCCGCCUUGCUAACAUGUCCUGACCACCACCGACAGGCCUCACAUUGGAUUCUGGGAUAUCUCCGGCCCUUUUACCUGCUCUUAGCUAAUUACUUUUUGAGUCGUGCACCCGCUUUAUAAUUGGUCUUGUGCUGCUGCCUCCCUGCGCUGCGCCAAGUGCUAGUUCGAGCACUUUUUCAUUCCCCUCCCCGUGUCGUCCUUAUUCCCCUGUUUUUUAUCGUCCUCCAAAAGCCAUCCAAUUAAUAUGCUAAUGAGAUGAUAAAUAUUUAUAGGGGUUUAAAUUAUGCAGAAAGCUUUCAGAGCUCGGUGUGAAAUGCGUCGCUCGCAGGACUUCAAAGCCUUGCAUUGCUAACGAGGCAGAGGCAGAUUUGCAUACGGCUUUAAUCAGCUGAAUACUGAUUAUGCUUCAUUAUAGAGCCGGGUGGGGGGGGCAGAGUUAGAGGAGGCCGCCAGCUGCACUUGUCGUUUGUUUCAUUCCAGCAAGAGGGAGAGGUUGAACUUUUUCAUAAGUACAGACAAUCUUGGCAAGCGAGAGAGAGGGAGAGAGAGGGAGGGAAAAAGGGAGAGCGGGUGCAAAGUAGGCACUGGUUUGAAAACAACGGAGAGGGGCAGAGCUAUAAGAAAAUAAAGAGAGUGCUAAGAGAGAAGCUGUUUGCCUAAACCCUGUUGGCUUUCCCAGUGGCGUAUCCCAGUGUUGUUCAGUGAACCGUGCGGCGGACAGUGCCACUGUGUCUGUAGUCGCUCCGCUUGUAUUGAACCCGCUGCUGACCAGUGGAGAGUGAAGAGAGGGAGGAGGAACUCGGAGCCGGACGCCCUGUUGGUGGUGUGUUUGCCCGGCAGAAGCACAUUUCCCACGAUAGGCUCCGCAACCAUGCUGGAAAACACAGGUGGAGCAAGAGCGGAUGCUAAAGUGAAUAAUCAGUCAGAAACUACUAAAUGUGCAAUGGAAAGUGGUGACGGGAACACCGGAAUCCAAAUCAAUGGGUUCGACUUUCAGAGGCAGGCGAUGCCUCUCACUAACGCACACGCACAAGCCCUCCUCCAACAGGCUGCAGCACAUUUAAAUAGCAACUUUCACAAUAACUAUUUUAUUCAAAUUCCUAUGCCUGCUCAAAGACUGAAGACUCACUCUCAGUCUAAGUCGGAAGACCCGAGUGCUCUUCCGACCUCCGUCCAGCAGAGCGGUUUGCCUCAAACCCAGCUAAUGUUGGCCGGGGCACAGAUUGCAGGAUUGACCCUGACCCCGGCGCAGCAGCAGAUGUUGAUCCAGCAGGCUCAGGCUCAGCUCCUGGCCGCCGCCAUGCAGCAGUCGGCCAACCAGCAGAACUGCACCACCGGGGCCAGCAUCUCGGCGCAGGCAGCCACGCCCAUUACCCAGCUGUCCCAGCCCAUCCAGAUCGCCUCUCUGCAGCCGCAGAAUCUCAGCAUGCCGCAGUUUGUCCUGCUGCAGCCCGGCCACCCGAUCGCCACGCAGCUGCAGCCCACGCAGUUCAUCAUCUCACAGCCACCGCAUACCCAACAGGGCCUAAUGCAAGCCCAGAGUCUUCUAAAUCAACUACCUCAAAGCCAAGCUAACCUCCUGACGACUCAACCAAGCAUCACCCUCACAACUCAGCCUGCCACUCCAACCCGCACAACUGCAGCCACACCGAUCCUGUCCCUGCCCCACAGUCAGACCACCCCCAAACGGAUGGACACCCCGACUCUGGAGGAGCCCAGCGAUCUGGAGGAACUGGAACAGUUUGCCAAGACCUUCAAACAGAGGCGCAUCAAACUGGGCUUCACGCAGGGGGAUGUUGGCCUGGCCAUGGGGAAGCUGUACGGAAACGACUUCAGCCAAACUACCAUUUCUCGCUUUGAGGCCUUGAACCUGAGCUUUAAGAACAUGUGCAAACUCAAGCCAUUGUUGGAGAAGUGGCUCAACGAUGCAGUUUGUGCAGAGAACCUGACAUCGGACCAGUCCCUGUCCAGCCCCAACGCGCUGGGCUCCCCGGGGAUGGGCAUCGAGGGGAUCAACCGCAGACGGAAGAAGAGGACUAGCAUCGAGACCAACAUCCGAGUGGCCUUAGAAAAUAGCUUUCUGGAGCAGAACCAAAAACCUACCUCUGAAGAGAUCACCAUGAUCGCUGACCAGCUCAACAUGGAGAAGGAGGUGAUCCGGGUCUGGUUCUGCAACCGCCGGCAGAAGGAGAAGAGGAUCAACCCCCCCAGCAGCGGCAUGGGAGGAGGCGCCAUUAAAACCCUCUUUACCCCCAGUAGCCCCAUGGUGGCCAGCACAGCAAGCCUUGUGAACAGUCCCUCUAUUAACACAUCCACCACUCUGACUGUAAGCCCAAUGAUGCCUCUCACCAGCACCAGCGUCGCCAAUUUGUCUUUCACAGGCACGAACACGGCAUCAGUCAUCUCCACUGCACCCAUAUUUACUACAGCCUGCUCUCCAUCUUUGAGCCCGUCGCCAACGACUAUUCAGUCUAUGAAAGCAGAGAGCAAGGGCCACACCAUCAUCCAGGCCCCCACAUCCAUCGCCUCUCUGGGGGGGGGUCAGCUGAUGGUGUCGGCCUCCAGUCUCUCGGCCGCGCUGCAGCAGGCUCAGUUACCCAGCAGCUUCGCCGCCAUGGCUGCUGCCGCCGCGGGGCUCAACCCGGGACUCAUGGCCUCCUCUCAGUUCGCUCCUGGCGGGGCCCUGCUCAGUCUGACUUCUGGAGGCCUUGGCGGUGCGCUGAAUCCGGCCCUCAUGAGCAACAGCACCUUGGCUACCAUCCAAGGUGUGUAUCAAUCUCUGGCCUCCAGUCAGAUCCCCAUCACGUCUCUGGACGGCAGCAACCUUCUGUUCGCCAACACGUCUGGCGGCACACCGCUCUUCCUGAACCCCCAGAACCUGUCGCUGCUCACCAGUAACCCCGUCAGCCUGAUGCCGGGGGUAGGGGGGCUGCAGCUGACCUCCGACCCCCACCUUCAAGCCUCUGUGGCUGCUGUGCCUGUGCAAAACUCCACCAUCACCGCUGCCUCCAAGGCUCAGUGAAGCCCGGCUGCAUACCGUCUGUUUCUCUCGUCAGGGCGUCUGAGAUCAGCGCUCCACUAACCAACCCCACAUUCUUUGUAUUGUAUCUAUCAUUAUUUAAUCCUUUUGCUGCCACCAAAAAGAAAACAACCCCAAGUGAGGUUGAGGUUGACUUUUUAAAUUUUUGUUUCUUUUUUGAUUCUUGGAUGUUUUUUUUCCAACAAACAUUCGCUGUUGUUGGCCUGCCGCUCAUCAUGAACCUUGACAAAGUGACCGGGAGGAUGAAAUAUCCCCGGCACGAUCAAGCCGUUCACAUUGUGUGUGUGUGUGUGUGUGUAUAUAAAUAUAUAUCCUCCUAUUUCCAGGUCAGAAUUUCUCUGAAACACUUCUAACCAAAAACGUUUUGGAUUUUUCUCUUUUAACAUUCAAACUGAUUUACUACUAAUAUUCAUCAUCACUAACGGGGAUUUGUGUGUCACCCCACCUUUUAAUUAUCUCUUUUGAGUUUUUUUGGACAGGCCUUGACGCAAAUCAUAUCAAAGUUAUAUUGUAGAGAUUUUCUUUUCCCUUUCUUUUCUGUAUUUUUUAACAUUUUCAGAACUUUGUAAGUCUAAUAUUAAGUUAACUAUCAAUUUGUAAUCAUGGUUAUACGGCUUUAAAAACAAGUAAUAAGUGGCCGAUAUAAAGGUUAUCAUUGCUUUAAGGAUCAGAGGGACAAGACGUGUCUCUCUGAGUCUCUCUUUCUGGAAACACUGAGUUUUACAUUUUGCUGCGGAGCGAAGUAGCCCCAAAGCUUUUUGUAAAAUCACCGUCUCGGUGCGGAUUACAGACACUGAUAGAAAAUGACUGAAAACAUUGCGUUGAAAGCUUUAUAAAGAGCUGCGGACAUGCAGUCCCGUGUCGGAUUUAAGGGUGAUUUGUUUUGGAUGGUGGUCUAUUGGAAAACUGUACAUUACGUUUGGAUUAGGAGGUAGGAAAUAGACGUCUGCAUGUGUUGUCUCCAGAGAGUUCAGUUCCUGCAUGAUCCACGCGGCUCUGCGGCUGACUGCUCUGUCGUUGGGAGAUUAGUCAGGGCAUGGGCAUCAUACCAAAUGUAUGCUGGCAUUGGCUAGAUGGGGUUAUUGUGUUUUUGUUUUAUUUUUAUUUUCUUAAUAGUAGUACCGUCGUAUCUACUUGUGCACAGUAUCUGUACCAAAAAACUGGAUUGAUGAGCUGCAGUCUGCCUGUUUGGGGAGGAAUGAAAUUCUGUCUUUCUCUGUCUGCAGUCACUUGACUGGCUUCGUACUUUAAGAUAUACCAAAAAUAUUUGUUAAAAUAAUUGCUGUGUGUACUCGGUGUAGCUUAGUCUAGUCGAUAUAUUUAUGAGUACAGAAUUUCUCUUCAUUGUCAACAGAAUAUAGAAAUGCAAUAUUUUGAUGAUCAUUUUCCAAAGAUGACCUUUUUUUUAAUUUGACAAAGUGUCUCAUCGCUCAACUUAAAAAAUUGGCAGCACAAACUGACCAAAAACAGACGGAUUGGCGGGAUGGGGCACAAGAAAAUGUUCGUUUUGACUCAUUUUGAAUGGUUUUUUUUAUCACCGGGGCCUCGCCCCUAACGCCUGAUCCUGGUUCUCCUUCAGCCAUUUGAUGGCUUAGUUUUCCUUUAUCUUUAUUGGCCAUUUUGGUAGCAGUUUUGGACUUUUCUGAAGCAAAGUGGAAAGGUUCUGUUUUUUGGUUUUGUACUAAUAUUCAGCCAUAAAACAACAGCUUGAACCAAAGUGGUUUUCCUCAGUAGUUGCCCUACGCUUCACACUGCUGACAAAUUAUUUCCCACUCUCUGCCUCGGUUAAUACCGGAUAGUCCUUAUUUGGUUCUGCUAGAUAAGGAUCACAGAAACCUAGCUUUAACAACUUGCUGCUGGAGCUGAGCUGGUUAGAGGCCUGCAUGCUCUCCUAUAGCUUUAUGAAUACACCCUGUGAGAUCAGGCCUGCCCUCUGGAGGGCUCACUUUUAUGUAAAUGCUGAGAUCGGAUCAUCAGUCACACACCACACUCCCUCUCAGCAUCGCCAUUUUUGAACCAGCACGCUAUGAAACGAUAUGCUGCUCCCUAAAUCUGUCUGCGGACUCGUUUUAAAACCUGCCAAAUGAUCUUACUCAACACAGUGUUGGGCUAAGUACUGUUAUGUGCUACACAUUCAACUGAACCCCACGUAAAAAAGUAGCAUUGUUCUACAAAAUGAGUUACCACAGCGUUGUUAGAUCGCUGAGGUUGUAGGCAGUGAAGUUUGUCCAUGUUUUCCUCUUGUGUACUUCUUUUCUUUUGAAUUACUUUGACUGAAUAUACCUCAGCAGCACUUAACAUAAGGUUCACCUUUAGACAUUUCUGUGUAUAGAACAGUGUAGAAUGUAUAAGUACCAUUCAAAGUUUAUACUGAUGAACCAAACAUAGGAAAGGACAACCUACUACUGCUAUUUUCUAGUACUACUAUUUAUGGGGUAUUUCCAGGUUUGAAUAUUAUUUUGAGAUCCUUCUUGCCAAAGGACAAGCCUUUCUCUUUGCAGCUGGGCGGGUGUCUGGCUGCUCACGUCGCUGGUUCCCCGUCUUCGAGGACUCGGUCCUGUUACCGUGCUGUUUGUAGUUACUAAAGAGUUGAACAUGUUGCAAGAUGAACCAGUUGCCAUCGGCACCAUAGGAUGUUACUGAAAUAUUUAUCUGAGGAAAGAAUUAGAGAAACAAUCUUUUCUUAAUUCUAUACAUAUAAAUAUAUAUAUAAACACGUGUAAGAUAUUCAUAUUUUAUAUUUGAACCAGUAUGUUAUCAAGACUGAAUGUAGUGUUUAUCAUUCUUACCCGAGAAAAAAACUCCCCUAAAUCCUCCUUUUCUAUUAUUGCAAAAUAACGAUUUUUCUUUUUUUUAACUGACAAGACCAAAAAAUAAGAAAUCUGAGAUCACGCCUCGUGUGUUUGCUCGGACACUCCUGACUCUGAUCUUAAUCUUUUAAUAGAUUUGUUUUUGUUUGAGUCACAUGGACUUGAUUUGUUGUGCUGUCUUUAACAAUCAUUUGAUUUUUUUACUUUAUGCCUUUUAAUUGUUUUGUAUAGUGUGAGGGCAAGAUCACUGGCUUUCUUAGUUUGACAAAGAAGAUUAACAUUAUCAUUUAUGCCUUAUUGUUACGUAGAAGACAUGAGCAUUGUAGCAUUGUUGUGUGUGUGUGUGUGUGAGAGAGCUUUUGAGCUCACCAGGUGCACCGUUUUCACUGAAACAAAGCAGUGCACUCUGGGCAUUUUGGAGAGUGGGAUGAUUAUGUUGCGACCUUUGCUUUUAGGUGUGACUCAGACAGGUUAAAGAUACCUGUGAGAAAAGCUUUACUAAUAAUUCCAGCAGGUGGAUGUGAGUGUGUGUGUGAGUGUGUCUUUUAAAGAGAGAAUAGCGAGUAGUCUGCAAACCAUUAUGGUGCAUUUGAUCCAUCUUCCAGUGGGUUUUUGGGGGUGAUUUUCUUUAAAAAUGGUUAGACAUGAAGAGUACUUUUUUUGUUGGUCCAUACUGGGGUCUUUACCGAUAUCUAAAGCCUAAAAGCAAGCCAGUUAAAGAAAAAAAACUACAGUUUGGGGUCAUUGUGAGUGUUUUAUCUAUUAAUGAUCUUAUCUACUGUCAACUAAAGUUUUUCUUUGCCACUGGCUCUGCUUUGAUGCUGUAGUUUCAUAACGUGAUCUCCAGAUUUCAAGUUGCUCUUGUGGAUCAGCCGUGCAUCAAGUUGUAGUUUGUUGAACCCACCACACUGGUUUGCUGGUUUUUAUCGUUGACAAAGGAAGUGUGGAGCACCAGUUAAGGCAAAAGGAGCUGUUGUAUACCUCAUUUCUAACUCGAGACUGAGUGAAACCUGCUUUAAUCUACUUAAGAAAUAUAAAAUAUUAUUAAAAAAAUCACAAAAAAAGAAUAAAAUACAGAAACUGUGUCAGUGGAGAAGCCCGUUUAUACUGUACUUGUGAAGGGUUGUGGAAAGUCGCACCACAAGAGGGAGACAAAAUACAUACCUGUACUCAUGAAUGUCUUCUGUUUUUUCUUUUUCACAAUUUGGUGUUUUUUAUGCUGCACACUGAUGUAUUUUUCAGCCUUUUAUGGAAUUGGUUUGUUGUAACUUGAGAUUUAUUUUAGCGUAUUAUAUUCCUCUGAAAAGUUACUUUGAAUAGACGACCCCCUCCACAUUUGAACACUUUAAGUUUGACAAUCCUGUUUUCUAUUUAAUUUUUUUUUUUCACUCUGACUAAGUGCAGGUAUGUACGUGUCUCCCCACAUGACCCGCUCUCCUGUGGUACCAACAAUAACCAAAGACUUCUAACUUGAUUGUAAACGAAACAACGCCCGUCUCUCGGCCCAUCCCCGCCUCACUGCUCAGAUCAAAUCCCGGCUGCACGCUCUCCCCCGAGUCCGCUAUUCAUUUGCUUUUUACUGCAUGUGAAUGUGUACCCGCCCCGAAAAAACACCCUGCGGUUUCAGUGCCUGUGGGCGGGGAUCGGAGGUGGGACGGGGGGUCGAAAAGGGGCCGAACGGGCUUCUCCCACAGACACAAUCUGGUGGUAGCUGGGUGAUGUUUGUUAAUACACACUGAGGGUUAAUCCUGUGCACACUGUACAUGCUCAGGACUGUAUGUUUGUUGUUAUGUUUCCCCGUCCACUCUUUCUCUCUCUCUCAAGGACUGCGGUGAAACUGCUCUUCCUGCCUCUGUCUCUUCCUCAUCACACUGUAUAGUCCCAGGACAUUUUACCCUGUUGUCUCCAGGAAUACACAUCCUAAACUCACUGCUGUGUCCCCUCCUCCCUCCUCCUCUUCUGCUUCCUCCUUUGCCAUCGUCUCUUCACUACAGACUCUGAUCCGCUGUGACACUAUGCAUCAUGGUCCUGUCACUCUGCAUGGACUGUGUCCCAGUGACACUUUGUUUAAGGCUUUACUCCGAGUGAGGUUUGAAGGACCUCACAAGCGCUAUCCCAAAGCAAAAAUCCAAAUAUUUAACUUUUGACAAAUGCAGAUACCAAAGAUAUCUCUCUGUCCUGUGUCUUUCUCUGUCCUUCUCUCCCUUCCACCCUACAGCAUGUGUAUUAAGAGACAAACCCAGCACUGGCUUUAGUCCUAGCCUCAGUGAUUCCAAAGCUUAGAUGUAUAUUUUGGUAUAUUUCUGAGAAAAUCUUGUGUGAAAAGUUUCUCGUUUGUUUGUUGUAAUCUCUUUUUUUUCUGUCACAGCAUGGAACUAAUUGCAGAACUGUCUUACUCUUGGUAGGUUAAAGAUAUAGUAUUUUUGUAUGUUUUUUGGGUGUGUUAUGUGUGUGUGACCAUGGCUUUCAACAAGAUAGGAAAAAUGAGAAAACCAAAAAAAAAAUGCCAACCAUGUACAUAAUAUGUUUGUGUAUCUCAAGAACUGCAUUACGUAAAACAUUUACUACUCGCGUUGGAAAGCUUGGGCUCAUCUAAAGGAAUGUGUCCCUGAUUUAUUUACCUGUUUCUUACUCUGCCGUCUGAUAAUACUUGUCGUUCCAGGACUCUAAUUUAAGGAGUCCUGAUUUCCAUCAUGGACAAAAACUCUGUGAGAAACUGCUCUGAUUUGACUACAAGGAAAAAAACAACUACAAAUACUGCCGUAAAGUACGGCGUAGAACUGAAAGGUUGUGUAGGAGUUUUAAGUAUGUGAAUCAGGAUACAUAGUAGAUUUUGAUGCAUUUAUCUGCUGUAUUUUUGUUUGUUUUGUUUUUAUACACAUAUAAAAAUAAUCUUUUACUGUAAAUGUACAGUUCUCUUUUGUUGUAAACAUCAUUAAACCAUUUUCCAAGUGU